UCAAAAUCCAAAUUGAAAUCGCAACCAAAACCAUACCAAAUCCUAAAACCCCUCUCCCUGAACCAGAGACUGUUUCGUUUCUCCCGCCAAUCGACAAUACCAUAAAUUAGGGUUCACGAAGCUUCCGCAUUGCGUCUCUCUUCCCAAUUUCUUCCAGAAUGGCUGACGAAGAAGACCCUCUCUCUCAAUUUGAUAUAUCCAAAGAGGAAACGGAUAAGUUAGUUUCAGAGGUGAUUAGAUUCAUACUAUUCAAGUUUCACCAAAGCUCAGGAACUCCAAUUAAAAGAGAAGAUUUGACUCAGAUUGUUACUAAGAACUAUCGCCAGCGAAAUCUCGCCACACACGUGAUUAACGAAGCGAAGAAGAAGCUUUCUAAUGUGUUUGGUUAUGAUUUGAAAGAGCUUCAACGUGCUCGGGCUUCUUCUAAUGGUCAAUCUAGUAGGCUUCCUCUGUCACAGAGUUCUGUUGACUCGAAAUCGUAUGUGCUUGUUAGUGAAUUGCCGUUGGAAGUGUUUAGGAAACAUGUUGUGGAUGAAACUACGAGUCCUAUGACUGGCUUCACGUUUGUGGUUCUUGCUAUUGUGCAGCUUGCAGGAGGUAAAAUCCCUGAAGAAACCCUUUGGCAUCAUUUGAAGCGAAUGGGAUUGCACGAAAGUGAUGAGCAUAAUCCUGUGUUUGGGAACAACAAGCAGACCCUGGAGACAUUAGUCCAACAAAGGUACUUGCAGAAGGAGAAAGUAAGUGGCCCAGAGGGUAAUACUCUGUUUUACGAUCUUGCUGAGAGAGCGUUAGAUCCACAAGUUAGCGAGAAAGUAAAAGAUUACAUUUCUCAGAUCCUGAAGAAUGAUGUAGCAGUUGUAGAGCUUGAUGAUUAGGGGAAGAUUUGGCCUUAGAGACUAACCAAACAGUUUGGUGCAAGUCUUUGACUCAUGUAUUUUGUAAGAUUGCCUUGAUUAUUCAAUUUGAUGUAUGAAGUUUCUUGACCAAUUCUGAUACAAUAUUGACAAAAAAAUAUGAAUUGACUUUUAUAA
This is a messenger RNA of Arabidopsis lyrata subsp. lyrata, 1031 nucleotides long. Its product is annotated as melanoma-associated antigen 8. The transcript has 7 exons. Bases 159 to 875 code for a protein of 238 amino acids. The record is from RefSeq and is a predicted model, not a curated record. Gene Ontology annotation, cellular component: nucleus. Lineage: Eukaryota; Viridiplantae; Streptophyta; Magnoliopsida; Brassicales; Brassicaceae.